AUGGGCGGCAUCGACCGCCACCACCACCACCACCACCAGCAGCAGCAGCAGCAGGGCCAGCAGGGCAACCUCUCGCGCUCCGAGACGCCGGGCCUCCCCAACGGCGGCGCCGGCGGUGGCCAGCCCGGCCAGGGCGGCAAGCUCCUCCUCCAGGGCGGCCUCCCGCUCGCGACGAGCUCGUUGAUCCAGCCGGGCAGCGUCCACGGCGCCCAGGCCCAGAGCGAGAACGAGAAGGUCUACUACCUCAUCGUCGACCUCAUGAACCCGCAAACCCGCGAGGCGGCCCUCCUCGAGCUGAGCAAGAAGCGCGAGCAGUGGGACGAUCUCGCCCUCGUCCUGUGGCACUCGUUCGGCGUCAUGUCGGCGCUGCUGCAAGAGAUCGUGUCGGUGUACCCGCUCCUCGCGCCGCCGUCGCUCACGGCGCACGCGUCGAACCGGGUCUGCAACGCGCUCGCGCUCCUGCAGUGCGUCGCGUCGCACAACGACACGCGGUCCCUGUUCCUGUCGGCCCACAUCCCCUUGUUCCUGUACCCUUUCCUCAACACGACGUCAAAGACGCGCCCGUUCGAGUACCUGCGCCUCACGUCGCUCGGCGUCAUCGGCGCCCUCGUCAAGCAGAACGACAACAGCGACGUCAUCAACUUUCUCCUGUCGACCGAGAUCAUCCCGCUGUGCCUGCGCAUCAUGGAGACGGGCAGCGAGUUGAGCAAGACGGUCGCCAUCUUCAUCGUCCAGAAGAUCCUCCUCGACGAGGUCGGCCUCGGCUACAUCUGCCAGACGUACGAGCGCUUCUACGCCGUCGGGACCGUCCUCAGCAACAUGGUGCAACAGCUCGUCGAGACCCAGGCCGUCCGCCUCCUCAAGCACGUCGUCCGGUGCUACCUCCGCCUCAGCGACAACCUGCGCGCCCGCGAGGCCCUCCGUGCCUGCCUCCCCGAACCUCUGCGCGACGCGACCUUCUCGCCGCUCCUCAAGGGCGACAUGGUCACCAAGCGGUGCCUCGCGACGCUCCUCCUCAACCUCUCGGACCGCGUCGAGCCCAACUAG
Messenger RNA from Rhodotorula graminis WP1, 1047 nucleotides. RefSeq lists its product as uncharacterized. Gene Ontology annotation, cellular component: CCR4-NOT core complex; P-body; CCR4-NOT complex. The transcript is spliced from 3 exons. The record is from RefSeq and is a predicted model, not a curated record. NCBI's taxonomy places the organism in Eukaryota, Fungi, Basidiomycota, Microbotryomycetes, Sporidiobolales, Sporidiobolaceae. The coding region runs from base 1 to 1047 and encodes 348 amino acids. Gene Ontology annotation, biological process: negative regulation of translation; mRNA catabolic process.